This is a messenger RNA of Durio zibethinus, 997 nucleotides long. RefSeq names its product ubiquitin-ribosomal protein eL40 fusion protein. The record is from RefSeq and is a predicted model, not a curated record. Gene Ontology annotation, biological process: translation. Lineage: Eukaryota; Viridiplantae; Streptophyta; Magnoliopsida; Malvales; Malvaceae. Gene Ontology annotation, cellular component: ribosome. Gene Ontology annotation, molecular function: protein binding; structural constituent of ribosome.
AUUUAUUAACAAAAGAUUAUAAAAUUCGAAUUUAAAUGAUUUAUAUUCAAAUUUAAAACUUUAACCAUUUGUAUGAUCUCUAUUAGCUACCUUCCAUAAAUAUUUGAUGAGAUUGGAUUCUUCUUAUUUGAUAAAUAUUGAAAUGUAUGGAUUUAUUCUGUUUCAGUUGGAAAAAAUUUUCCAUUGUAAUAAAAUAAAUUGGUCUCUACCUGCCAACGGUGCUAACGUAUUAAAGGCAAAGUCGGUGGAUUUAGGAGAUGAAAAUUAAAAACAAAGCCCCGGAUAAAACAUUUGUCACCCCCAAACAAAAAAGGACCCAAAUAAAACAACGCUCCAAAACCCUAAUAAACCCACUUAUAUAAUGACUCUGAUAAACGAAAGGGCUUGACCGAAACAGAGCAGAGUUUUGGGAAAAUGCAGAUCUUCGUGAAAACCCUAACAGGGAAGACCAUAACUCUAGAGGUUGAAUCCAGCGACACUAUCGACAACGUUAAGGCUAAGAUCCAGGACAAGGAAGGUAUCCCACCGGACCAGCAGAGAUUGAUCUUCGCCGGAAAGCAGCUUGAGGAUGGCCGUACUCUUGCUGACUACAAUAUUCAGAAAGAAUCAACCUUGCAUCUGGUUCUGAGGCUUCGUGGUGGCAUUAUUGAGCCUUCUUUGAUGGCAUUGGCUAGGAAAUACAAUCAGGACAAGAUGAUCUGUCGCAAGUGUUAUGCUCGACUGCACCCCCGUGCUGUGAACUGCAGGAAAAAGAAGUGUGGACACAGCAAUCAGUUGAGGCCAAAGAAGAAGAUCAAGUAGAUUGCAUAUCGUGAGGGAGGAAUUCUGCUUUUAUUAUUAGGCUUCUUGAUGUUUUGUUUGGACAGUAUAGUUCUAAUAGCAGACAUCUUAACUAUCUUAAAAUUAGCUUUAAUUUCAUUCAGCAUGAAACUCUUGUGGUGUUUGUGAUUCUGUUUGGAUUUGUCAUUUUUGAUAAGAUGAUGGUGUAUUUUCUCUA